Messenger RNA from [Torrubiella] hemipterigena, 876 nucleotides. The record is from the annotation of a GenBank genome assembly. Lineage: Eukaryota; Fungi; Ascomycota; Sordariomycetes; Hypocreales; Clavicipitaceae.
AUGUCUGAUUUCACUAGGCUCGUCCGCUUCAUGGCCAAUGAUGGCCAGACUUACUAUGGCGAUGCUAUUCUUCCUUCAGACACGAUUGAUAUAUCCCAAGCUACUGCAGCUCGUAUCAUCGAGGGUGAUAUCUUUGGGGAGCACCAUGUAACUGACCAGAUUGAAGACAUUGAACAUUUACUGUGUCCCCUUGCCCCUGCGGAUGUCGGAACUGUUCGCUGCCUGGGACUCAACUACGCAGAUCAUGCCAGAGAGUCAAAGAUGCCGGCACCCAAGUUCCCGGUGCUGUUCUACAAGCCAGCAACUUCACUUGCUGGCCCCUCCGACGCCAUCCCGAUUCCUGACAUGGCCCAGGAAGGUGCGGGUCUUGAUUACGAGUGUGAGCUCGUUAUUAUUAUUGGCAAGCAGUGUACCAAUGUUUCUGAGGAUGACGCCCUUGAUUGCAUCAUGGGUUACUCCGUCGGAAAUGAUGUCUCCCACCGCGAGUGGCAGAUCAAGCAUGGCGGUGGCCAGUGGUCCCUCGGCAAAUCAUUUGACGGUUGGGCACCGUUUGGGCCUGGAAUUGUUUCUUCUCGAAACAUCAGCAAUCCUCAGUCGCUCAAGAUUUGGACCAAGCUAAACGGUGAUAUUCUUCAAAGCGGCGAUACAGCCGAUAUGAUCUUCAGCGUCAAGAAGAGUAUUGCCUUCCUUAGCCGAGGCGUCACUCUUAUGCCUGGAGAUAUUAUCUUCACUGGAACGCCUGCUGGCGUUGGUUCCGGUCGCACCCCUCCCGUCUGGUUGAAAGAUGGCGAUAUUGUCGAAGUUGGAUUAGAACACGUUGGUACAUGCACCAAUAAAGUCGAAUACGCAAGAGCCAACGCGGUCGCAAGAAUAUAG